AUGGAAACCGUUGUUGAUAUAAGCGGUUCUGCCACCAAGGACACUGUUAAAUAUGUGUCCCAAUCCUUCAAGGAGGAUGCUCUGACUUGGUGGAAGGCACUGAUCCAAUCCACUAGCAAGGUUGCAAUGUACAAACUUAGUUGGUCAAAGUUCGUGGAACUAAUCCGCGAGACUUAUUGCCCACCUCACGAGGUGGAGAAAGUUGAAACUGACUUUUUAAAGCUGAUCAUGAAAGGCCUCGAGUGUCGAGCCUAUGUACCGGAAUACAACUCUUUAUCAAGACUCGUGCCGUAUUUAAUUACCCCUGAGUCCAAGUUCAUUGUGCGGUUUAUCAGAGGACUCACUCCAGAAAUUAAGGGGAUGGUUAAAUCCUCCAAACCUGCAACUUUUAUAUCCGCUGUGGAUCUGGCUCUUUCUCUUACUAAAGAUGAGAUAAGAGCAAGGGCGAUUAAGGCCGAAGAGAAUCAUAAGCGAAUGUAUGAUGCUACCCCAAGUAAGGAUUACAAAGAGGGUAAGACUGGUUCGAAUUAUAACCAAUCCAAGCCGAAUGAGGCAAAACCCGAAUGUAAAACCUGUAGGAAGCAACACUUCGGAAAAUGUUUCCGUGAGCAGACCAAGGGAUGUGGCAUCUGUAAGAAAAUGGAUGACAAGUCUCAUGAAUGCAAAGACUUGAAAGACGCCACUUGUUAUGGAUAUGGCGAGAAAGGGCAUAUAAAGACCCACUGCCCAAAGAGGGCAACUGACAAGAAGAACAAGGCCACUGAUGGCUAG
This is a messenger RNA of Helianthus annuus (common sunflower), 771 nucleotides long. RefSeq lists its product as uncharacterized. The transcript has a single exon. The record is from RefSeq and is a predicted model, not a curated record. Bases 1 to 771 code for a protein of 256 amino acids. Lineage: Eukaryota; Viridiplantae; Streptophyta; Magnoliopsida; Asterales; Asteraceae.